This is a messenger RNA of Talaromyces stipitatus ATCC 10500, 2384 nucleotides long. RefSeq lists its product as uncharacterized. Gene Ontology annotation, biological process: protein secretion. NCBI's taxonomy places the organism in Eukaryota, Fungi, Ascomycota, Eurotiomycetes, Eurotiales, Trichocomaceae. The transcript has 2 exons. Gene Ontology annotation, molecular function: protein binding; guanyl-nucleotide exchange factor activity; GTPase activator activity. The record is from RefSeq and is a predicted model, not a curated record. Bases 116 to 2122 code for a protein of 668 amino acids. Gene Ontology annotation, cellular component: endoplasmic reticulum membrane.
GUCAACCAUAGAAUGUGAUCGAGUAUACCACUAUGAUACAUUUCUAAUCUGUACAAAUUCUUCAAGUAUUCUCUCACUUCUUGUACUGAACGAACCCUAAGUCGCACCUAUCAAUAUGGCGCCGCCAAUCGCAUCGGCGAAGAUCACGCUCUCAUGUCCACUGUUCGCCGCAGACUUUGACCCUCGAAAUCAUGGAAUUUUGCUUGUAGGAGGUGGUGGAGGUGAAGGUCGCAGUGGUGUGGGAAACAAGAUUGCCUUGUUGAACACCUCGAAGCGUCAAGAAAUAUCGGAAUUGGUUGACAUUGAACUCUCUCGCGACGAAGACUCGGUCACAUCAUUAGCAAUUGCUGAAUCUCAGGAUGAGUCAAUAGUAGCUCUUGCGGGGAUCAACAGUUCGCAAGCAGAGCAAUUGAAAGGGAAUAAUCAGCAUCUGCGGUCGUUUCGACUAGAAUUCCCGCUGCGGAAAACCGAGUCUCAAGAGGAUACCACGACAGCGAGGGCGGAGAAAACCGAUGGAAGAAAUACUACACCUCUGACUCAAGUCUCGUUGUUCAGCUCGAAUGUCGGUGAGAAGGAUGACGAAAAAUCAGCUGGGAAAGCUGACACAUAUCAAAGACUGCUAAGAUUGUCCCCUUAUAAAUCGCCUGACCAACCUCGAAUAGGCGCAAUUUCAACUGGUCUGGCGUCGCCAGGAGAAAUUGUUAUUUUCAAUGCGACAUCAUGCCCUCAGACAUCAGAUAUCAUUGCGCGAAUUCGGUUGGCAGACGGAGAAGAAGCUGAAGACAUAGAUAUCAUUGAGCUGGAAGAUGAAAAAUUCUUAGUGGCAUACACCAAUGGAACGGAAGUUUGCACAUUCGAGAUAUCAUCAUCACGAAGAUCGAACACAGCUCCUGAGGUCAGGGCUGUUUUCACCAUUCCCAAAUCUCAACCGAAGCGGUCCAAAUACAGAGCGCUACGGUUCAUUUCAACGACUGCUAUACUACUUCUUCAAAACACCAUAGAUCGCAGCGGUUGCGAAAUAUCUAUCCUGAGUAUCCCGCGCAAUGGAAACGGCACGAUUGUGCGCCGAAAAUGGCUUCGAAAAUCUAUCAAGAUCGGCUUGAGUUUGGAUGUGGUCAAUUUCGGAGAAGGGCAGAACCACGAACGGCAAUAUUUCAUUGCGCUGGCGGGUAGUGAUCAGUCCAUUGAGACACUUAUUCUUGAUUAUGCGCCAAAUAAAGGGUAUAGUUCGUUACAGGUAUACUCGACGUUGAAUGGGGUCCAUCCAUUUUCAAUGACCAAAGUCUGUUUCUCCCAUUAUCGACCACCGUCAUAUCCGGUUACGGCCAACACGCCUCCGCAAUACGUGAAAUUAGCAUCGAUUAGUUUGGGAAAUACGGUGGUAGUGCACACAUUCCCCUUAUCGCCUCAGCGGACUCUUCAAGGAAAAGAGACUUCAUCACCGCGAUAUGCGCUCAAAGCACCGGGGUAUUCAGAGACAUUGGAUACAGUUUUCACUACAUCCAUUGCUCUCCUCGUGGUUGCAAUUAGCUGCUUCUUGUUACAGGCCUUUACUGAAAUCAGGGGUCUUACGCCAGCGUAUCUGGGCGCUACUGGCUGGCUUCCUGACCGCGUUCGCGAUUCGAUUGCUAGACCGUAUCUGCGUGAUAUUAUCGUGCCAGAUAGUAUUGCGCCUCAUGUAGCAACAAUACCGGCAUACACAGGUGCAACCUCAUCCUCGACACCAUCCAUAAUCACAGGCGAACAGCUGCGUGAACUCCUCAAUGCCCGGAGGACGAGUAGUCGUGGAGGAGAUUCAACCUAUUCUAUAAUCGACUCUAUCAUCGACUCAGUCGAGGGUCUAUCAUCCCAUCCAAUAAUCAUCAAACACAAUCCGGACGAAGACUCUAUAUACGCCCAUCUUCACCACAGCCAAGACUCUACCGAUGACGCCUCUUCCUCAUCAAUAGAACAAAAACACAAAGUCCGCAGAUGGGAAAAUCUUCUCCCUGAGCAACGCCAACGGUGGCGUCACUAUCUCUCCAAGACGGGCCACUGGGCCGUCGAGGAAGGCGAUCAAAUUCUUCGAGGGAUAUUCUUUGGGGAAAUUGGUGGUGUUCUUGCUGCUGCCGCUGGUGGUUGAUCCUUGUCUAUAUUCUUGAUUCGUUAACAUCAACACUUUUAUUGAUUUGUUAUUAUUGGUUCUCUCUAGUUAUUGUUCCUGGAUUGUAAAGAUUCUAUACAAAGAGGCGUCAUGUCAUGUCUUGACAAUGAUGGCAGAUAUGAUGGCAGAUAUGAUCCAUCUUGCCGUGUUUCUAUGAACUUGGGGUAUAAUGACAUGUAAAACUCAUUUGUAUUCAAUCAGAUUUACUACUACAGAUUUCCUACAUGUACUAGUAUCGAUC